AUGGAAGGCGGCGGAGGAGAAGAAGCCGGCGAUGGCCAGCAAGUCAAGGCCGUCGCGACGGCCGGCGGCGGAACACGCGGCCUCGGCGGAUCUGGAUCUGGAGGCCCUCGCCGUGCUCUGGCAGCCAGGUUUCGUCCUCGUCCGCCCUCAAAGACCAAUCGGGUUCGGCGGAGCGGCGUCGGAGCAAAAAUUUCCAGGUACCUAGAGCUGGUAGAUGGAGCAGGGGUUGGCGGUGAAGCCGGUGUCGGGCAUGUAGGCAUUGUACCCUGCGGUGGAGCGGCUCAUGGAGCUGGGCAGGACGGCCCGGCGGCAAGUGCUGGGCAAAACGGCGCACCGGCAGGUGCCGGGCAAGCUAGUCUUGGGGCUGACCAGGACGCCGUGGAGAAGACAAGCAAUUCUACUACUCCGUGA
Messenger RNA from Triticum turgidum subsp. durum (durum wheat), 411 nucleotides. The record is from the annotation of a GenBank genome assembly. Lineage: Eukaryota; Viridiplantae; Streptophyta; Magnoliopsida; Poales; Poaceae.